This is a messenger RNA of Dipodomys spectabilis (banner-tailed kangaroo rat), 1786 nucleotides long. It is a transcript of the gene Myd88, whose product is annotated as MYD88 innate immune signal transduction adaptor. Bases 43 to 1002 code for a protein of 319 amino acids. Gene Ontology annotation, molecular function: TIR domain binding; Toll-like receptor binding. Gene Ontology annotation, biological process: positive regulation of canonical NF-kappaB signal transduction; MyD88-dependent toll-like receptor signaling pathway; Toll signaling pathway. Lineage: Eukaryota; Metazoa; Chordata; Mammalia; Rodentia; Heteromyidae. The record is from RefSeq and is a predicted model, not a curated record. Gene Ontology annotation, cellular component: plasma membrane. The transcript has 5 exons.
GAAGUCCGCGGAGACGCGCAGCCGGCUCCGCGGCGAGGCGCCAUGGCCGCGGGAGGCCCGGGCGCGGAGUUUGCAUCUCGGGGUCUGUCGGGUUCGGCGCCGGCACCGUCCCCCGGCCCGGCCCCGUCCUCGACCCCGGCCUCCGCGCUGUCCCCCGCCGCUGCCGCGCUGCCCCUGGCCGCCCUGAACGUGCGCGUGCGCCGCCGCCUGGCGCUGCACCUGAACCCGCGCACGGCCGUGGCCGCCGACUGGACGGUGCUGGCCGAGGAGAUGGGCUUCGAGUACCUGGAGAUCCGGCAGCUGGAGGCCCGGCCUGACCCCACUGCCGCGCUGCUGGACGCCUGGCAGGCCCGGCCGGGAGCCUCGGUGGGCCGCCUGCUGUGGCUGCUGGAGCAGCUGGGCCGCAAGGACGUGCUGCAGGAGCUGCGCGCGGACAUCGAGGAGAACUGCCUGAAGUACAUUCGGAAGCAGCAGGAGCUGGAGGCCGAGAAACCCUUGCAGGUGGCCCGAGUGGACAGCAGCGUCCCCAGGACCGAGGAGCUGACCGGCAUCACCACACUGGAUGACCCGCUGGGACAAGCACCGGAGCUCUUCGAUGCCUUCAUCUGCUACUGCCCCAGCGACCUGCAGUUUGUGCAGGAGAUGAUCCGGCAGCUGGAGCAGACGGAGCACCGGCUGAAGCUGUGCGUGUCCGACCGCGAUGUCCUCCCUGGUACCUGUGUCUGGUCCAUUGCCAGCGAGCUCAUCGAGAAGAGAUGCCGCCGGAUGGUGGUGGUGGUCUCCGAUGAUUACCUGCAGAGCAAAGAGUGUGACUUCCAGACCAAAUUCGCGCUCAGCCUCUCUCCAGGUGCCCAUCAGAAGCGCCUGAUUCCCAUCAGGUACAAGGCCAUGAAGAAGGAAUUUCCCAGCAUCCUCCGGUUCAUCACAGUCUGUGACUACACCAACCCGUGCACCAAGUCCUGGUUCUGGACCCGCCUGGCCAAGGCCUUGUCCUUGCCUUGAUGCACAGCUCUGGGCCACAGUGGGGGGGACAUGGAUGUGCCUCACCCCCCCCUUCCUCCCUCCUCCUCGGGGUGGGGGUGGGGGUGGAAACCUGCACCUCUUAUUUCUGGACAGCCCUCCUCAGAUGACUGCCUGGGCCGCCUCCCAGCACCCGAGGAGCAGGGAGUGAAAAUCAGACCAGAGCUCUGUGCAGAUCACAGCAGGAGAUGUCCCAGGGCAUCCCGGCUGUCCCAGAGAGAUCGUUUAGGGGGGUCAGGGGGCAGAGGGGGGACCUAGGUCCCCUUUCUCCUACUCAGGGUGGACUCAGGGAGGAUUCCCUCCCUGACCCCUGAACCUCCACACCCCUUGAUCAAUGGAUGGAUGUGGGCAGUAGGGGCAGGUGUUCACCUCCACUGUCUAGUGGCUGGUGGGUUGGGCAGGGGUCCGGGUCCCUGGUGGGGCCAUCUGUCCCAGUGACCACAGGCAGGGAAACUGUUUCCCUGUGCCACCCAGAAGUAGUCUCUGACAGCUUCCUGCCCCUCCCUCCUUCCUCACUUCCUUAUUCCUUCUCUUCCUCUUUCUUCCCCCCCUUCUCUCCCUCCUUCCUCCUUUCCUCCUCCCUUUCCUUACCCUUCUUCUCUUUCCUCCCUCCCACUUCCUCCUGGAUACUGUGCCUUUUAAAGCAAUUUGAAAUCGCCUUUCUACAAGUUUUUAUAUGCUUCCUGAAAACUUCUGUGAGAUCUGACAACUGCAUACCCAUUUUCUAAAGCCUAGAUUUAAAAUAAAGACUGUUCUAUUUUGUGUA